AGCGGGGCCGCCAUGUUGGGGCUGCAGCGGAACGCGCUCCUCGGCCUGCAGCUGUACUGCGGGGGCAGCCCGGCCCCCCCCCCGCCCCCCGCACCGGGCCCGUUGCGGAGCCCCGAGCAGGAGCUGGACGGCUGCGAACCGGAGCCCGAACCGGAGCCCGACGGCCUCCGCCGGGCCUCGCUCGACAUCAUCGGGCGGUACCUCAGGGAGGCGGCGGGAGAGCCGCGGCCCGGCCCCAAGCAGCUGCUGCCGGCAGGGCCCGGCCGGCCCCGGGGGGGUGAGGACGGGGUGGAGGAGGCGCUGGAGACGCUGAGGAGACUCGGGGACAGUGUCCUGAGGAAGCACGAGCUGGCGUUCCGGGGAAUGCUUCGGAAGCUGGAUAUCCAGAAGGAAGAGGACCUGCAGGCAGUGCGGGACGUGGCCGCGCACUUGUUCAGCGACGGGGUGACCAACUGGGGCCGUGUGGUGACGCUCAUCUCCUUCGGGGCCUUCGUGGCCAAGCACCUGCAGAGCAUCCAGCAGGAGCGCAGCAUUGGUUCCUUGGCUGGGAUCAUCACGGAUGCACUGCUCUCCUCCAGCCGCGAGUGGAUGCUGAGCCAGGGCGGUUGGGAGGGCUUCGUAGAAUUCUUUCAUGUGGAAGACCUGGAAGGCAGCAUCAGGAAGGUGCUGAUGGCGUUUGCAGGCGUGGCUGGACUAGGAGCAAGCUUGGCCUACAUGAUCCGGUGAGCCCGGGGCUGCUGCAGAGGGACAGGACUCGGGGUGGCCUGGCUCCGUGUGGGGCUGGGGAGCUCAUCACGGCCUCUCUGAGCACUUACAAAGCUGGACUUGAGUGCCCCGAGGAGAAGAUCCCCUGAGCGAUGCGGUCGGGUUGGGGACCGCUGAGGAUUCACUGCUUGGGGGCCACAGAGCGGAGGAGCUGGAGAUGAGCUGCUUGCCAAGAGGAUGCUGACCCAGAGCUCGGACGGACGCUUCACUUGUAUCCCAGAGGGACCCAUCCUGCUUAGCAGCAAGGCCGUGAGCCCCAGCAGCCGGACUGAGCUCAGCACCGCAGCUCUGCCUGGAGCAGAUGCUUUGGGCUUGUGGCUUUCUGGAAAUAGCAUCUGCUGCUGCCCUGCCUCUGCUUGUGGCCUCCCUGCAGGAGCAGAGGAGCUGCUGUGGCCCGAGGGGUGCAGGCUCCAGCCCCCAUGCUGAGAGCAGAGCCGGUGGCAGGCACUGGGAAACAACAGCAUUUGGAAGGGUGGAAACCCCCCCAGGGAAGGGGACCUGGAGCCGGGCACUGGGGGGGUGAGCUCUGAGCAGGGGGUUGGAGCUGUUGGGUCUGUAUUGGCUGCUCCUCCCUUGCUCUGGAUCCCAAAGCCAGGAGUUAAAGCUGAUGUUUGAAUGUAGAUGUGGAGCCUGGGACCACCCGGCCCUUGGGCCCCAGGCACUGGGGAUGCUUCUUGGGGGGCUGGGAGCACUCAUCUGCCUCCGGCCCUGGGUUGUGUGGUUCCUGGGGAUGCUCUCCUUUAGGAGCGAGCAUCCUCGCCCCUGGUGCUUGUCCUGCUGGGGAGCUGGGAGAUGGUGCUAAGGCCGGACCUGCUUGUUUGCUGAGCAAGCACUUAGUUUUGUCAAUAAAUGCCCUUGGUUCUCAA
Molecule: messenger RNA, 1631 nt
Organism: Melopsittacus undulatus (budgerigar)
Lineage: Eukaryota; Metazoa; Chordata; Aves; Psittaciformes; Psittaculidae
Gene: MCL1
Product: MCL1 apoptosis regulator, BCL2 family member
Exons: 3
Coding region: 13-726 (237 amino acids)
Biological process (GO): extrinsic apoptotic signaling pathway in absence of ligand; intrinsic apoptotic signaling pathway in response to DNA damage; regulation of apoptotic process
Cellular component (GO): mitochondrial outer membrane
Molecular function (GO): protein homodimerization activity; protein heterodimerization activity
Source: RefSeq, a predicted model, not a curated record